GACCCGUUGACCGCGCGCCGCCAGUACCGCUUAGUACCGCAGUCGCCGUUCUCAUCAUCAGUCCGACCGGGUCAGUCCAACGCACUCGACCGCCGCCGACCAGACGGAAACACCGGAACCAACAGCAACUGGUACGCGACGCGCGACCGAGGAACAUGGCCAAAGCCAAAGGGUGCGAAGCGUUUUUGUCGGAUUUGGAUCAAUUGCCGUGCAUUCAAAUCGGAGACUUCAAGCUUCGCUUAGAACUUGAUGACGACUUGUCACCAGAAUUGCAGAAUGUGGCCAUCGAACAACUCAGAGAAACGCCAGAACAGCAGGCCAAAUCGAUCGCCGAACUGAAAGCAUUACUCGAAGCGGACAAAGAUCUAAAAGCACCAAUAGACAACGAAGCGUGGCUGAUCCGUUUCCUCCGGCCAACGAAAUACUAUCCGGAAAGCGCAUACAAGUUGAUAAAACAAUAUUAUCAAUUCAAAGUGAAACACUCCAAUAUAUACAAAGAUCUUACGCCCAGGACUGAGAAAAACAUUUUCGAUCAUGACAUUCUGCACGUCCUACCCAAACGUGACCAAGGUGGCCGCAGGAUCUUGGUUAUUGAAUUAGGAAAAAAAUGGAAACACAAGAAGUGUUCGUUGGAUGAGGUGUACAAAGGCGCUGUGAUAUUCCUCGAAGCGGCUAUAAUGGAACCGGCCACUCAAGUAGCCGGAGCUCAAGUUAUUUUUGACAUGGACGGUUUGUCGUUACAACAGACCUGGCAAUUUAGCCCGCCGUUCGCCAAACGUAUCGUCGAUUGGCUUCAAGACUCUGUACCAGCGCGGGUCAAAGGAAUCCACAUCGUUAACCAACCGGUUAUAUUCAACGUGGUGUUCAACUUCUUCAAACCGUUCCUGAGGGAAAAACUACGGUCCCGGAUCAUUUUCCACGGCACCGACCGGGCGUCUUUGCACAAAUACCUGUACCAGCCGUGCCUUCCGGAAUCCUACGGCGGCACACUGGACGUACCUCGCAUUACCGGACCGCAGUGGUACGAACUCCUGAUGACCGUGACGAAAGAAUUCGAAGUUAUCAACAAGUACGGAUACAAACAAUGAUUCCAAUAAAAGCAACAAAUUCUGUCCUGCAAUGUACGCAUCAAGACAAAACAAGAGUUUAUCCCUCGUGCGAUGUCAAGAAUUGAAAAAAUAAAUAAAUAUUUUUAUUACUUUGGUGUCUGUCAAUCUUUAAAAAGAGAACCGCAUGUUUAUUUUUAUUUAUAUUAUAUCAAACAAAUAAAUUACUCUCGUCUUAAGUUUACCAAGUUUGACAACGACCUUAUAGGCCUAUGGAUUGCUGGUAACCAUAUAUAUAUAUAUGUAUAUAUAUUGUGCUUAGACAGAAAUAGCGCGUGUGUGGUACGUUGAACAACAUAGGUUCUCGUGGUGGUACUCCACCGUUAUAUAUCUAUACAUAAUUUUACAUGAUUAAUAUUUAUUUAUUCUUUUAUUUAUUAAACGAUUGUUUUAUCAAUACGAAUAUCUUUUAUUGUUAUACAGUACGAAUACGUAUACUGUAUGUUUUGUCUGUUCAAAUUAUAAACAUGUACUGACAUUUA
Messenger RNA from Sipha flava (yellow sugarcane aphid), 1588 nucleotides. Its product is annotated as alpha-tocopherol transfer protein. The record is from RefSeq and is a predicted model, not a curated record. Bases 156 to 1088 code for a protein of 310 amino acids. The transcript has 8 exons. NCBI's taxonomy places the organism in Eukaryota, Metazoa, Arthropoda, Insecta, Hemiptera, Aphididae. Gene Ontology annotation, molecular function: phosphatidylinositol bisphosphate binding. Gene Ontology annotation, cellular component: membrane.